GAGGUGAGUAAGGGAGCGGGGCUGCACUAAUGGUGGCACUAAAGGAGCAGUGUUACCUUGUUGUUCCCAACACAUGAGCUGAUUCCCAGGGACACUUUGCUACUGAGUCAGUGCAGUUUCUGUGGCAGCUCCAAGCCCAACCCACCCACCAUAAGUGAAUUCCUCUCCCAUUUGGUACCAAGGCCCCCCUGCAGCCUGAGGGGAAGCACUGAGGGGCCCAUUCUUGGCAGGAAAGGGAAAGUGUUGAUUGGCAGACAUUGCAUCAUUAGAGGGAAGUUUAACAGGGGAUUGUGGGAUUGGUAGUUCAGCCCAUGGCUAGACUAGUUAUUCUAUUCCCUGCUUGGAAUUGUUUUGGGGGAUAUUGCUGGGAAUAAUCCCCUAUAGAAAUGUGUAAGUGCUUAAUUCCACUUCCAGGCCCCUCCCUCCCACAAGGAGCCAAUGGGAAUGUGGGAGGAAGCGAGUGACCCAGUGAUGGGGAAGAAGGAUAAAAAUGAGGAGCGGAAGGAGAGAAUCCUGAAUCUCACACUGGAGAUUAUCUAUCUGCUGACUGGAGAGGGCUACGUCAUCCCUAAGAAGAAGAGCCCAACUGUGGGUUUGGGGGCCCUGCAUGCCCCUGGCUCCGUCAUACAGAAGGAAAAUGACAAGAAGAUCCUGGAACUCAUCUCCAACAUCAUCCAGCUGCUGACUGGAGAGGUUGCCAUAAGGUGUGAGGAUGUUUCCAUCUAUUUUUCCUUGGAGGAGUGGGAGUAUAUAAAAGGAAACAAGGCCCUUUACAGGGAAGGGAUAAAGGAGGAGGAGGAGCCCCAGCAGCUCCGCCCACUGGCAGCCUGUGAGUAUAAAGAUGGGAGCGAUGUUACAGCACAUACGGAAGCAACUUUAUGUUGUAAUAAUGAUGGGAAUCUCACAAACCCUGAUGUUUCUCCAGCGGAACAGCCCCCACCGGCCAAUGGGAUUAAAGAGGAGGCGGCUUCAUGUGAAGGGGGAAACCAAUCAGAUUGCAGCAUUAAUCCCCUUACAGAACAGAUACAGGGAACAGACACACCUACUCCUAUCAUGGGGUGCAGGCUGAAUAACAGCUCGGCAGUUAAUUAUGCAUCAAAUGAUGUAAAGGAGGAGUUAAUUUCUUCAUGGGAAGGGGGAAACCAAUCAGAUUGCAGCAUUAAUCCCCUUACAGACCAGAUACAGGGAACAAAUACUCCUAUCAUGGGGAGCAGCCAGAAUACCUUACAAAUGAUGGAUGAUAAUCAUGAUGAAAAGUCCCACCAAUCUCCGCAGAAAUCUCACAUAGCAAAAAGAGUAGUACGUAUGAAAUACAGCUGCAAUGAGUGUCAUAUGCAUUUUAGUAAUAAGAGAGACUUUUAUAAACACCAGAGAACUGAACUUUAUCGUUAUCAAAUGACUCACACAGAGGAGAAACGAUUUUCUUGUUCUGAAUGCGGGAAAUGUUUUUCAAAACGAUAUAACCUUAUUUCUCAUCAAAGGACUCACACAGGGGAGAAACCAUUUUCUUGUUCUGAAUGUGGGAAAUGUUUUUCAAAACGAUAUACCCUCAUUUCUCAUCAAAGUACUCACACGGGGGAGAAACCAUUUUCUUGUGUUGAAUGUGGAAAAUGUUUUUCAAGCAAAUUUCAUUUUCGUUGUCAUCAAAGGACUCAUACAGUGGAGAAACGAUUUUCUUGUUCUCAAUGUGGGAAGUGUUUUUCAUACAAAUCUCGCCUUAACACUCACCGUAGAAUCCACACAGGGGAGAAACCAUUUUCUUGUUCUGAAUGUGGGAAAUGUUUUUCAUACAAAUCUCGCCUUAACACUCACCGUAGAACCCACACAGGAGUGAAACCAUUUUCUUGUUCUGAAUGUGGAAAACAUUUUUCAUACAAAUUUCAACUUAAAACUCAUCAUAGAAUCCACACAGGGGAGAAACCAUUUUCUUGUGUUGAAUGUGGGAAAUGUUUUUCAGACCAGUCACAGCUUAAAACUCACCAUAGAACUCACACAGGGGAGAAACCAUAUUCUUGUUCUGAAUGUGGAAAAUGUUUUUCACAUCAAUCACUCCUAAAAAAGCAUAAUAGAACCCACACAGGGGAGAAACCAUUUUCUUGUUCUGAAUGUGGGAAAUGUUUUUCAAAGCAAUCCCACCUAAAAAUUCACUAUAGAACCCACACAGGGGAGAAACCAUUUUCAUGUUCUGAAUGUGGGAAAUGUUUUUCAUACAAAUCUCACCUUAAGACUCACCAUAGAACUCACACAGGAGAGAAACCAUUUUCAUGUUCUGAAUGUGGGAAAUAUUUUUCAGAGCAUACCCACCUUAAAACUCAUUAUAAGACCCACACAGGGGAGAAACCUUAUUCUUGUUCUGAAUGUGGGAAAUGUUUUGUAAGGAAAUGCCAACUACAUAGUCAUCAAAGGACUCACAAAGGGGAGAAACCAUUUUCUUGUUCUGAAUGUGGGAAAUGUUUUUCACAGCAAUCCCAACUUAAAAAGCAUCAUAGAACCCACACAGGGGAGAAACCAUUUUCUUGUUCUGAAUGUGGGAAAUGUUUUUCACAGCAAUCCCAACUUAAAAUUCAUCAUAGAACUCACACAGGGGAGAAACCAUUUUCUUGUUCUGAAUGUGGGAAAUGUUUUUCACAACAAUCCUACCUUAAAAAGCAUCAUAGCACCCACACAGGGGAAAAGCCAUUUUCUUAUUCUAAAUGAGGAAAAAUGAUUUGCAUUGAACAGGAGCCUAAAAAUACUUUUACAAUGAGGAAAACCGUAAACUUGUUAUACAAAGGAAGCAUCAGGCAAAGAUUUUCUUUCUCUGGCUCUGCAUCGGGAACUGAGGAGCCCUCUGGGAUAUAUCUCCCCCUCCCCCAACAGAUAAUAUUCUGGGUUUUAUUGAACAAGAAGGGACAUAUUCCAAGGGGUAUGAGCCCCCCAGGGUAUCACUUGGGCAGAUGCUGUUCCCUAAUGCUCACACAGUAGGUAACAUAAUGGGGAUAUACCCAGCUGGGAAUGACUUGCCGGGUACAUAUGCUCUUACUGGGUAAAUAUAAAGCCUAUAACAUCAUCUUGUCAUUAUUAACCCAAUGUCAUUUCCAAUGGGGCAUUUGUUGAGAUGAAAGGAAAGGGGGUUACACCAUUAUCCUAUAAAGGGUCUCUUUACAUUAAAUCAGUUUUGUGAAAA
Molecule: messenger RNA, 3166 nt
Organism: Xenopus tropicalis (tropical clawed frog)
Lineage: Eukaryota; Metazoa; Chordata; Amphibia; Anura; Pipidae
Gene: znf577
Product: zinc finger protein 577
Exons: 4
Coding region: 439-2697 (752 amino acids)
Biological process (GO): regulation of DNA-templated transcription
Cellular component (GO): nucleus
Source: RefSeq, a predicted model, not a curated record